AGAAGAGUCUAUCUACCUGUUAUAUUCUUCAAGACUGAAUUUGCAGAGCAGAAAUAUAUCAUCAAUUACCGACCCCAUAGAGAAUGAAGUACGGCGUUAUGUGCUUCCGUUUAGAGUGAAGCUAUUGUUCUACUGGCCGCUUAAUUUGCCUAUAUUGCCACGGAUCUGUAAGCGCCGCCCUCCCUUAUUGGUGUUGUAGCGUUGCGCCUAUAAGUGAGUGGAAGACUCCCAGAUCACAUACGAGAACUAUUGCCUCGAUGAUUUCGUCUUAGUUGCUUCAAACGUGAACCAGCGCAACUAUGAAGGUGCAAUCGAUUAUUCUCGGUCUUACAGCUCUGGCCUCUGGCCAUACCAUCUUUCAGAAGGUGUCUGUCAAUGGAGCUGAUCAGGGUCAGCUAAAGGGUGUUCGCGCACCAGAUAGUGACUAUCCUAUCCAAAAUGUCAACGAUGGCUCAUUUGCUUGCAACAAGGACCUUAAACAUCUCGACAGCACCGUCAUCACCGUUCCGAGUGGAGCAAAAGUCGGAGCUUGGUGGGGUCAUGUCAUCGGAGGAGCACAAUCAGCCAACGACGCCGAUAACCCCAUCGCGAAGAGUCACAAAGGACCAAUCAUUGUCUACCUCGCUAAGGUAGACAACGCUGCUACUGCACAACCGACCGGUCUUAAGUGGUUUAAGGUUGCUGAAGAUGGUUUGAGCAACGGACAGUGGGCAGUCGACAAGAUGAUCGCUAAUAACGGAUGGCACUACUUCACGUUGCCUACAUGUGUUGCGCCGGGUGACUACCUUAUGCGAGUCGAGUUGAUCGCACUCCACGGUGCGCAGUUGUCAGGACAAGCUCAGUUUUAUAUGGAAUGCGCUCAGAUCCGUGUUACUGGCUCUGGAACCAAUGCCGGUUCGAACUUUGUGAGCUUCCCUGGAGCAUACAAAUCGACCGACCCCGGUAUUCAGGUAAACAUCUACGAUAAUAAUGGAAACCCAUACAUGGGCGGUCAACAGUACAAGAUUCCCGGCCCGCCGGUUCUCACUUGCUAGUGAUGAGACUAUAUUUAUGGUAUUCGAGGACCCAAUCUAGGGACAUGCGAUCAUUAAUGCCCUGGUACAAUAUAUAGCUGCGGUUAUAGCUAUCCAUAGAUAGGAUACCAAAUAUACGAGCCAAUCUUGACUAUACCAGUAGCUAUCUAUUCCGUUUAUGACUAGUAUAUACUAUACUAUCACAUAUAUAUAUUACGGUUCAAAUACUAA
This is a messenger RNA of Daldinia loculata, 1244 nucleotides long. RefSeq names its product glycoside hydrolase family 61 protein. The transcript is spliced from 3 exons. NCBI's taxonomy places the organism in Eukaryota, Fungi, Ascomycota, Sordariomycetes, Xylariales, Hypoxylaceae. The record is from RefSeq and is a predicted model, not a curated record. The coding region runs from base 300 to 1034 and encodes 244 amino acids.